Messenger RNA from Scatophagus argus, 828 nucleotides. RefSeq names its product 5-hydroxyisourate hydrolase-like. The record is from RefSeq and is a predicted model, not a curated record. Gene Ontology annotation, molecular function: hydroxyisourate hydrolase activity. Bases 147 to 521 code for a protein of 124 amino acids. Gene Ontology annotation, biological process: purine nucleobase metabolic process. Lineage: Eukaryota; Metazoa; Chordata; Actinopteri; Scatophagidae. The transcript has 4 exons.
UAAGUUGCAGUGGGUGUGUGUGUGUGCUGCCAGUGCGACAGGUUGGAUGAGUUUGGGAAGGUGAAUGAACUUGCUGCAGCAGAGGCCGUCAGUGUAGCUGCAGGUCCCACAGGUGAGCUGACCUGUCCACACCUGUCCAGCAGAUCAUGGCGGCAGCGGAGUCCAGCCCUCUGACCACUCACGUGCUGAACACGGCGGACGGCAUCCCAGCAGCCAGGAUGGCCCUCAGCCUGCACCGACUCGACUCCAAACAGAUGAUCUGGAACCUGCUGAGCGUCGGUUUAAUGAUUUCUAGGACAACAAAUGAAGACGGCCGCUGCCCAGGACUCGUCAGCCGACAAGCUUUCAUCCCCGGCAUGUAUAAGCUGCGCUUCGAGACUGGUCCAUACUGGGAGACUGUGGGUCAGACCUCCUUUUACCCAUAUGUAGAGGUCGUGUUCACCAUCAGUGAUCCUGAGCAGAGGUUCCACCUCCCUCUGCUGAUGAGUCGGUUCUCCUACAGCACCUACAGAGGAAGCUGAGAGCUGAUGGACGGAGACGCUGUCGUCUCUUGUCAUGUCCACUCACAUUGUCUUUAGCCCAACCGUAUUUUUGUUACUUUUGCUACCUGCUGAGUUGUAAAUAUGUCAUUAGAGAAUACAGUUUGUUUAUAGAAAUGUGCAUUCAGUGUGACAUGAGCAUUUUAAUCAUCACCGCUAAUGAAGAGCAAAAAUCACAUUUAAAGCUCCUCUGAGUUAAGUUACCUAUUAAAUGUGCAUUUAACAUUUUUUGUAAUUGAUGUUUCAUGAUUAUAUUAACUAUUCUACUGGAAUAAAAUCCUGAGUAAAA